Molecule: messenger RNA, 955 nt
Organism: Cyprinodon variegatus (sheepshead minnow)
Lineage: Eukaryota; Metazoa; Chordata; Actinopteri; Cyprinodontiformes; Cyprinodontidae
Gene: cunh15orf61
Product: chromosome unknown open reading frame, human C15orf61
Exons: 3
Coding region: 319-789 (156 amino acids)
Source: RefSeq, a predicted model, not a curated record
GAAGUACCCACAUCAAAGAGCUUUAGCUGGAUGAGGAGUUUCUUGCUUUGUCCUUUUGCUGGUGUAUAUUUCUUACCCCUGUCUCCGAAUAUGUAGAUCUUGCUAGCGGAAUUUGAAAUGUGUUUCGUUGAAAUUUAACCGAGUUGAGUUCGUUUGCUAACUUUUAAGUCGGUAGUGGGCCGAUCCUAACAAAUAGCAUUAGCUGAUUCCCAGUGUUGAGGGUUAGGGUUGGUAGCACCUGUCCUUUGGUCUGCGAAACUGUUGUGGAUAACAAUGUUAUCGCCCCAUUCGGCUCUACAGCCUCUUAUUGAAUAAAUCAUGAAGGUGUUUUUGCAGAGGAUACACAACAUCUUCCUGCAGAUUGCUUUGUUUCCAAGCAGCUUUGGUAAAAAGGCUCCACUGCCAGCAGCAUCAGAGGUGUUAACCUGCCACCUGCAGCAGCGCAGACUACCACCCUGGACUUCAUUCUGCGUCCGCUACAGCUCUGUCCACAACGAUCAGUUUGGCCUCUCCAACUUUAACUGGAGAGUUCAGGGAUCCAAUUAUCACAUUCUGAGGACAGGCUGCUUCCCCUUUGUGAAAUAUCAUUGUACCAAAGCACCUCCACAGAACCUGGACUUUGAAAACAAGUUUUUUUCCAUGCUAAAAGUUAUUAAUUUGGGUAUCCCCUGUUUGGCAUAUGGCAUUGGCUGCUGGAUGGUGAUAGGAGCUGCAGAAACAGUGCAGACGAGUGUUGGACCUGUCACUGUCUAUUUUGCCUAUAAAGAAGAAGAAGGUGCGCAGUACUGAAAUAAAGGACUUCUUUACUAUGUAUUAAGACACUGAUGUCAACCAAGCUUCUGGAUUUUCUCCUGAUAAUGUUCUGCUGUAUUUGGAUUUGCUGUCAUGCUGUAUGCAGCAGGUGGCCUUGUCUGACUGCAUGGGUUAUGUUAUGCUAAAUUAAUAAAUAUUUAUU